GAAAAACCAGGGACCAAACUCUACCAACUUGGGCUGCUGCUGGGCGGCAUACUUGUCCUUGAGCAGUUGUGCUGAGAAGCCAAGCAGGGGAGUAUCCUCAAAGUGAGCUCCAAAUUGGAUAGUGAGAGGGGCCAAAGAAGAAGAAGACGAAGAAAUCAAAGCUAGGAGGGGUCCAAGAUUCCCACUAGGAAGGACCUUUGCUUCCCUUCUUUUUCUUGGCUGAUUGGAAGGUCUAGAAUCAAUCACCUUGGCUGAUUGGUUCUUGCCUUGCCAUCGUUCUGAGAGGGGAUACAAUUUGCCUCUGUUCAUGGCCCAAUGAUUUUGAUUGCUGGGCAAAGUUCCAGAGGCUCCCAUUCCGGUUUCUCCAAGCGGUUGCGCGAAUCUUGGCCUGGUUGCAGCCACCGAAGAUAUCUUCUGUCAAAUUUCUGAGCUUUCUUGGAUUGCAGUAGCAAGCUCCGCGCUUUCUCUACAAGUUGCAAUCUUGAGUGCUUUUGAUUUCUCCCCACCAACAAAAGCAACAGGAGUCGCAGAAAUUCGCCUAGACAGGAGGCUACCUGGACUCUGCGGUUUGAGGAAUCUAAUCGAUUCUGUCUGGUUGGUUCUUCGAUUUGGACAUGGAGAGGCAAACGAGCUUCCGAUUGGGCGCGCUGGAGAAGCUCAAGAGCUUCAGGGGGAUGGAGAAGCAGAAGAGCUUCAAGAUGAUGUCCAUGGACAACUUCAGGAGGCACAGGGACAGCCCUGGGAAGCGCGGCGACACGCCGCUCCACCUCGCGGCGAGGUCCGGCAACGCCGCCGGCGCGCAGAGGAUCAUCGCCGAGUUCGACCCGGAGGUGGCGGCGGAGCGGGCCGCCCAGCAGAACAACGACGGCGAGACGCCACUGUACGUCGCCGCCGAGAAGGGGCACACCGAGGUGGUGCGCGAGAUCUUGAAGGUGUCCGAUGUGCAGACGGCCGGCAUCAAGGCGAACAACAGCUUCGACGCAUUCCAUAUUGCGGCGAAGCAGGGUCAUCUAGAAGUUCUGAAGGAGCUAUUGCAGACUUUUCCUGCUCUUGCAAUGACAACAAAUUCUGUAAAUGCUACAGCUUUGGACACUGCUGCCCAUCUGGGUCAUACUGAUAUUGUUAAUCUCCUACUGGAAUCUGAUGCUAACCUUGCUAGAAUUGCAAGAAACAAUGGGAAGACAGUUCUGCAUUCAGCCGCAAGACUGGGCCAUGUGGAAAUUGUUAAAUCAUUACUAGAUAAGGAUCCAGGGAUUGGUUUAAGAACUGACAAGAAGGGGCAGACAGCAUUGCAUAUGGCUUCAAAGGGACAGAAUGCUGAAAUUGUUAUCGAGUUGUUGAAGCCUGAUAUCUCAGUUAUUCAUCUGGAAGACAACAAGGGAAACAGACCAUUGCAUGUUGCAACACGGAAAGCCAAUAUUGUUAUAGUGCAGACACUACUAUCAGUUGAGGGAAUUGACGUAAAUGCAGUUAACAGAUCAGGGCACACUGCUUUUGCAAUUGCUGAACAACUCAACAAUGAAGAACUUGUUAACAUCUUGAGAGAGGCAGGUGGAGUAACUGCAAAAGAGCAAGUACAUCCACCCAAUCCAGCGAAGCAACUUAAGCAAACAGUUAGUGAUAUUAGACAUGAUGUGCAGUCUCAGAUCAAGCAAACACGUCAGACCAAGAUGCAAGUCCAGAAAAUAAAAAAGAGACUCGAAAAACUCCACAUUGGUGGUCUAAACAAUGCAAUCAACUCCAAUACUGUGGUUGCAGUGCUUAUUGCUACCGUCGCCUUUGCUGCCAUAUUCACUGUUCCUGGUAAUUUUCUGGAAGAUAUGAGUCAGGCACCUCCAGGCAUGUCGUUGGGGCAGGCAUAUGUAGCAAGCAACCCGGCCUUCCUGGUAUUUCUGGUGUUUGAUGCCUUGGCUCUCUUCAUCUCACUUGCUGUUGUUGUCGUCCAGACAUCGCUAAUUGUUGUUGAGCAGAAAGCCAAGAGAAGGAUGGUCUUUGUGAUGAACAAGUUGAUGUGGCUUGCAUGCCUCUUUAUCUCGGUGGCCUUCAUAGCGCUAACCUAUGUUGUCGUCGGGCAUGAUGACUGGUGGCUAGCUUGGUGCACAAUGGCAAUUGGCGCAGUGAUCAUGCUUACAACUCUUGGCUCCAUGUGCUACUGUAUCAUUGCUCAUAGAAUGGAUGAGAGGAAGAUCAAGAAGGCCUCUUCAAACCAAUCCCGCUCAUGGUCCCAAACAGUUGAUUCAGAACCAGAGGUACUCAACAGUAAGAAAAUGUAUGCACUAUAGGAUAGCAAUCAAAUGAUGAUGGAAUGAAUCCCUGUACAUGAGAGUGCCUGUUUUACCUGAGGCUACAACAAGAAAUGAAAUUGACAUGGAAAUCUUUUCCGGAGCAAGGUGUGGCUAUAUUAACUGAAGACACCUUGCUGCCAAAACAAAGCAAGUUAACUGAACUGCCAAUAACUGGAGAAACCUCACCGUGUCUGCUGCGUAUGUUCCUGGUGUUCCUGAAGCUGUGGCCUUGUGUAGGUGAAUGCACAUCUGCUAAAAUUGUUUUGUUGUUGCAAACGAAACAGUCAAUAGUGAAAGCAACACAGUACGAUUUGUAGACUGUAGUAGAUAAAGAAAAAGAGAAUAUUUUGCUGUCACAGACCUUGGGGCCAUGUCUGCUGGAUCUUGUUGCUCGAUGAGCUAGAAAAGUUUCCCUUUUCUUUCCAUCCUGUAGGUGAACAAGAUACGUGCUCCACAUUAUCAUGAACAGUUGAAUGUUCACUGAAACUUGAAUUUGGCAUUUGCAAAAUGUGCAGUGAACAAGAGGACUGAAAGUCUGAAACAGCGAAUAUAUCAAUGAGGAGGUCAAUAUAUACCUCUGGAGUUGAACAUUUCCUAGAUCAUUGAGCACCCGAAUUUCGAGGGAUCCUUCCAUGCGAGUGCUACUUAUCUGAAAUCUGAAUUAACAACAAUCUGGUUCGUUUAAACUGCAAAAACAAUCUGGCAUGGGCAUCAGCAAUCCAUCAUCUAUGAAUUAGGCGCCAUGUCUAGAAACCUUCCUAGAAAAUGAUACAGUAGGAGUAUUGGACACCAAAAUCAUCAUUAAAACCUGAAGAGCCUACAACCGCUAGCAGCGGUAAGGCAUCGGCAUGGAUCAUGUACAGCCUGCUGACUUGGUGCCCCAAAGCACAUGAUCUGUAAUUGGUGAGAAUUUAAGACUGAACAUGAUCUGCAGAUUUCUUUCCGUUGAAAGCUUAACAACGCAGAGACCUACACUUCACCUCGCAUGCACCGUGAUGAUGACUGCAUCCAUGACAUUUGGGUUGGGCUUGUCAUUAACAAUUCCAAACCACCGGAGUAAAUCACUCAGGCGUCGUACCACGUUCACUAUCACUACUACGUAUAGCUUGUUUUGGGC
Oryza brachyantha (malo sina) is the source of this 3402-nucleotide messenger RNA. Its product is annotated as ankyrin repeat-containing protein At5g02620-like. The transcript is spliced from 4 exons. NCBI's taxonomy places the organism in Eukaryota, Viridiplantae, Streptophyta, Magnoliopsida, Poales, Poaceae. Gene Ontology annotation, molecular function: protein phosphatase 1 binding; protein phosphatase regulator activity. The coding region runs from base 615 to 2282 and encodes 555 amino acids. Gene Ontology annotation, cellular component: plasma membrane. The record is from RefSeq and is a predicted model, not a curated record.